AUGAAUAUUUACGAUAUUGUUGAUUUGAUUCUUGCAAAAUUAAGUAGCAAUCCCGCACUAGAUAUAAAGUUAGAAAUUGACGACGAUAUCUUUGUUCGUAUAAGAAACUUGUUAAGUGGAUAUAAAUUAUUUCCAAACUACGAAGCUUACAAUCUUGUGAAAAUCGACAAAUGUGAUGACUUAGCUCAACAAUAUCGUGAAAAAGGAAAUGAUUUCUUUCGAAAACGAAAAUUUUUCAGUGCUUUAUGUGCUUACAACAAAAGUAUUUGCUUCUCGAAAGCUCAUUCUGAAAAUAUGGGACUUGCCUUUGCAAAUCGUUCGGCCGUGUUUUACGAAAUUGAUGAACCUCAUCUUUGUCAUGCUAAUAUAACGCUUGCCAAACACCAUAAAUAUCCAAGCGAGAAGUUAUUAAAACUUGAAGAAAGGGAUAAAAAAUGCAAAGCAAGCAAUAGUAUUAAACCAAAAACUUCUAAACUGCUUCAGUUAACUCACAAAGUGAACCCCAAGUAUCCUUUCAUUAUUAAUUGCUUGUCAUUGAAACUAAAUAAAGAGUUUGGACGUCAUGUUGUUACCACAAACAUAUUGAAAGCUGGAAAUGUGAUUGCUAUUGAACCACAUUUCAAUGGCAUUUUGUUGUCCGAUCAAGUUUUCAAAAGAUGUACAAAUUGUCUCGGUCAGUUCAACCUGAACUUGCUUCCAUGUGAGCAUUGCGUAUCAGCAAUGUUUUGUUCGCAACACUGUAAGGAUGAAGCAAACAAAAAGUUUCAUAAAUACGAAUGCGACAUGAAUCUCGAAGGAAUUGGAAAAUUUUUCACAGUUGCUGUAAGAGCAUCAAUGAGAACUUUUAUUGAAGCUUUAUUUAUCUUUGAUGGCAUCGAAAGACUUAAAAACUUCCUAAAAGAGCACAAAGACAUCGCUUUUACCGCAUUUGAUGUUGAUAAAAGUUCAUCGGAUCAAACCUAUCACCAACAGCUUUUCAUGACUUUAUGUUCGCUUUGUUCAAAUGAAGAGAGAAGAUCAACGGUUGAGAAUUUCCGCCGAGCAAUUGUUUGCGUAAUUCUAUAUGAAUAUUUAAUUUUAAAUUCAUCACUGCAAAAUAUCUUAAGAAGCGAUGAAAAUGGAAAGUUUUUUAUGAACUUUAUGUUUAAACAUAUUCAAAUUGCAGAAUCAAACUUUCAUGAACUUUACUCAUUAAAAGCUGAGAAAAUGGAACAAAGUAAUGAACAAUUCGGAGUGGGUAGUUUUCCAUUCGCAUCACUUUUAAAUCAUUCAUGUCUACCAAAUGUAUUCAGAUUGUCUUCGGAUGGAUUGAAUUAUGUUAUUGUUGCACGUCAUAUAGAAAAAGGUGAACAAAUAUUUGACAACUACGGUUAUCAUCAUUCAAUUCAUACAUUGCAACAAAGACGAAAUGGAUUAGUUGAUCGAUAUCAAUUUAAUUGCUGUUGCGACGCUUGUGUUAACAAUUUUCCACUGUUUGAAGAACUUCUAGAGAAAGACAAAGACUUUGAUACCUUCAUCUCAAACGAUUUGGAAGAAUUUGAGAAAUUCAAUACAGAAAAAGCUGAACGAGCCAUCAAAAGGUAUUCAAAAUAUAUUGAAAAUCACGACAAAAAUAUUCCAUCAUAUGAAAUCACUUUGAUACAAGAAUGUAUGCUUCGAUGUUUCAGAAUACUUGAAAGAAGUAAAUCAAUGUUCAAUUUAAAUUUUAUUGAAACAUGA
Clunio marinus is the source of this 1719-nucleotide messenger RNA. NCBI's taxonomy places the organism in Eukaryota, Metazoa, Arthropoda, Insecta, Diptera, Chironomidae. The record is from the annotation of a GenBank genome assembly.